AUGAGGAAGGUCACAGAACGAGAAGAGUCUCACAGUAGGUACUCUGUAUCCACGCCAGAGUACCCACUAGCAACCGUUCCCGUACCCUACCAGUAUAAGAUAGAGAAGACCAUAUCGCGGGAUGAGGCGUCGACGUUUCUGCUGGGGUCGCUCGGGCACGAGCCACCUUCGCUCAAGCGGCGGCAGGACUCAGAGGAGCCGGACCUGUGCGAAGCGUCGUCGCACAAGCGCAGCAAGACGGAUGCGGACGAGUUGACACCGAACUCGGGCUUCGAGCAGCUGGGAUACCUCAAGGGGGGGGACGCAGGCGGCAGCGGGGGGGCGGCGGACGUGCAGCGCGCGGACGCGGACGCGGAGCGCGCUGCGUCGGACGCGGAUCGCGCGGACGCGGCGUGCGCGGAGGGUGCGCAGCGGGACGGCGAGGCCGAGCUGCACGACACAACACUGUCUGCGGACGAGGGCGCGGCGACCGGGCUGGGCGCACUCGUGGGGGCGGUGGUGGAAGAGGCGCUUCCCAUCUCGCCGUUGGCAUCGCCGGGCUACACGCCGCCGUUCAGCGGCCUGCAGGGGGGAGUGGAGGCGGGCAACAGCCUGGUCGCGCACCGGAGCUCGCUGACGCUGCAGGACACCAUGCAGAACAUCGCGACGAACGCUUUUCUGCAGCUCCCACACUCGGCGUUCAAGAACUUGGUGUUUCAGCUCUUGUCCAAAUUGAACCGCAGCGAGCUUUCAGACCUCUCCACAUACCUAAAGGAUCACUUGAAGCGAGACUUCUUGCAAUACUUACCUAUGGAGGUAUCCAUGAAUAUCUUAAACAACUUGGAUUUUGAAGACAUAUGCUCCUGUCUUCUGGUAAACAGGACAUGGAAUAACCUCAUUAGGAACAGUCCCUACUUGUGGAAGCACAUGAUGCUAAGCGAGGGAUUUGUGACCGAAGACUGCUUCUCUUCCUACUGCGAUAGUAUACCGGAAAAGCACCGUCAUUUACCCAACCCGAGCGAUCGCUUCCGGUUGGAUUUUCUAGAAAAUAGAUGGCUCUUGGAAAACUGGUGUAACCCGUGUUAUAGACCAGGCAGGACAUGCCUAGAUGGUCACAGGACCAAGGUGGUGACUUGCUUUCAGUUUGAGGGGAACUAUAUUAUCACCGGCGCCGACGAUAAAAGAAUAAAUGUUUACGAUGCUGAUAGAGAACAGUUCAAAUUAGAGCUCGUUGGCCACGAAGGUGGCGUAUGGGCCCUGAAAUACGCUGGCGAUGAAAUACUUGUGAGUGGCUCCACGGACCGGACAGUCAGAAUUUGGAAUGUAAAGGCCGGUAAGUGCACUCACGUCUUUAGGGGCCAUACCUCUACCGUGCGCUGUUUGGAUGUCGUUGAACAUGGCGGCAUCAAGUAUGUCGUAACAGGCUCGCGGGAUAAUACCUUGCAUGUCUGGAAACUUCCAGAUCCUAAUUCGCCGGACUACAAUCCCAAUGCAAUGAGGCAAUUCAACAGCAUAGAAGAUAACCCCUUCUUUGUGGGUGUUCUUAGGGGCCACAUGGCCUCCGUUCGCACGGUUUCCGGCCAUGGAAAUAUAGUGGUGAGUGGGUCGUAUGACCAUAACCUGAUGGUGUGGGACAUUGCAAAGAUGAAACUCCUCUAUGUCUUGACUGGGCAUACAGACAGGAUAUAUUCUACAUUGUAUGAUCACAAGCGCAAGCGGUGCAUAUCUGCAAGUAUGGAUACAACCGUUAAGGUCUGGGAUCUUUCUGACAUCAACAAUAAUGGACCGGUUUCACAGAUUAAUUCUACCUCUGCAUUGAAGGUUUCCGGCUCCGUGCGCACCCUCUGCGGCCAUACAGCUCUUGUCGGGCUUCUCGGGUUAUCUGAUAAAUAUUUGGUCAGCGCAGCCGCAGACGGCUCACUUCGCGGGUGGGACGCCUCAGACUACUCAAAACGUUUUUCUUUUCACCACACCAACCAGAGUGCCAUAACCACUUUCUUUGUCUCGGACAACAUUUUAGUGAGCGGCUCGGAACACCAGUUUAAUAUCUACGACCUCCGGACCGGAAGAUUGGUACAUAGACACUUGCUAAAUGAUGCAGCACAAAUCUGGGGGGUUAAAUUCAACAACAGAAAAUUGGUGGUUGCAGUUGAGUCGGAAGACCACAGCUACGUGGAGAUAUUGGACUUUGGCUCCAGAAAUAGGCCCGUGACUUAUAUGUCGAUGAGGUCCCCGCCCUCCACGUCCAAUAGCUACUGGAAUCAACGUGGCGAUCCAACCGCCUCUAGCUAG
Molecule: messenger RNA, 2271 nt
Organism: Eremothecium gossypii ATCC 10895
Lineage: Eukaryota; Fungi; Ascomycota; Saccharomycetes; Saccharomycetales; Saccharomycetaceae
Gene: CDC4
Product: SCF ubiquitin ligase complex subunit CDC4
Exons: 1
Coding region: 1-2271 (756 amino acids)
Molecular function (GO): protein binding
Source: RefSeq, marked provisional